Molecule: messenger RNA, 1673 nt
Organism: Eupeodes corollae
Lineage: Eukaryota; Metazoa; Arthropoda; Insecta; Diptera; Syrphidae
Product: serine/threonine-protein kinase rio2
Exons: 2
Coding region: 334-1515 (393 amino acids)
Source: RefSeq, a predicted model, not a curated record
CCGUUUUUGAUGGUUGAAAAUCAAGCUUCAAGCUGUUUAGCUUCUAGUCGAUGCAUCCUCAAUUUCACUCGUAGUCUGUUGUAUUCAGAAAGUCGUAUAUCAGAAGUAAACUUCUCCAAAACUUCAACUUGUUUGUAAAUAUAUAUUAUUGCUUGCUUUUUGACUGUCGUGCAAUGGGGCAUCGUAAAUAGGUUCCAUGGCAUUCGUCAAAGCUGAUGAGGGUAUUGGAAUCCUGAGAAGCUAAAAAUAGCUAAGGAUUUAUAUUACUUUUUCUUUGUACUCGUAUAUACUUGAAACAAAAAAUCGUUAAAGAAAAAAGUCAACGUUACAAAAAUGUUCGAACACGAUUGCGAUACAGACGAGGACUGUGAAGUGUACUUCCUUAAACCAGUAAACGAAUACAACAUUGUGGAUAAGAUCAAAGAAGCCAACAAGGAGCUCUUCGAUGAUGGAGAGGAUUCCAUUGAUACACCAGACGAACAAAGGAGAAAAGUUAAAUUCCACCCGAACCUCGAGCAGUAUGAAGGUGAACCAAGUGCUGGAGAAGACGAUGCAGCAGGAGAAGAGCACGAUUUAAAAUGUCCUAGUAUGGCGACUCUAAAUGAGGAGGAGGAUGACGUUGGGAGUGUUUCGAACAAUGAAGAAGAUACAAGUCCAAGAACUAUAACGACCAUGGAAGAAUGUGCCGAAAUGCUGGCACUUGAAGUCCAGAAAAAAAUUGAAGCUAUUGAAAUCAAAAUGGCGGAAUCUGAAAAUGACCACGACGAUGACGAAGAAGAAGAAGAUGUUGAUGAAAUAAGUGAAGAAAUCGUGGUUAUGGACAUGGAAACUGGGAAAAAAUUGGAAGAAGACACCAAAGAGAUAAACUCUAUCAAAGAAAACGUACGAUCUGAGCUCAUCAAACAGAUGUCGAUGUCAAAAGACGUGGAUUCCGAUGACGAGGUCCCCGACGAACAGGAGGAGGGAGAUGACAAUCUUUCAAUUAUAGUCGCAUCAUAUCUUCCUUCAGAUGCCCAACAAGCGGCAUUAGAUGAAUCCGACAAUUCAUCGAUACCAAAAACGCAUUCUUUCAAAAGGAAUUUCUCAUUUCGUCGCAAGAAUUCAGGAAGACGAAACAAAUGUCAUUCACCAGACAUAACAAACUUAAAACUCAAUUACAAAACUUGCUGUGAGUACCGGAAUUCCGAUUGUGCUAAGCUGCCCAAGUACACCGGGUACAUGUCUGAAUAUGGACUUAGUCGAGAUCAAUUGGAGAAACGUGAACAAUCUUUGCAAAGCAAGCACAAGGUCAUAGUGGAGAAGAAUCUUAAAGCAACCGAAGCUGAUGUCCAAAAGAUGCAAGACAAUGAGAGGGCUUUUACAACUUGGCUUAAGAACAAAAUGAGGUUUCCAAUAAAUCGGACAAAGAAUAUGUUCGAUGUGAAAAAGACGAAUAAUAUGAAUAGUGGCAACAAUAGAGGAGGAGUUUUUAGACCAAAAUUAUGUGGCAGUAACAAAAAUGGUGGAGUUUUGUAAAAAAAAAGUUGACGAAAGUGAAUUUGAAUAUGGUAAUUUGAUCUUGCAUAUUUUAAAGAAUGAAUAAAUAAAACAUGGAAAUAUUGAGUAAAUGUUUGAUAUUUCAAUGUUGGAAGUUUUUCAAAAACACUGGCGUCACUAACACUUAUCGAAACAAA